Saprolegnia parasitica CBS 223.65 is the source of this 1133-nucleotide messenger RNA. RefSeq lists its product as hypothetical. Gene Ontology annotation, molecular function: protein-folding chaperone binding. The transcript has a single exon. The record is from RefSeq and is a predicted model, not a curated record. Bases 26 to 1060 code for a protein of 344 amino acids. Gene Ontology annotation, cellular component: cytosol. Lineage: Eukaryota; Oomycota; Saprolegniomycetes; Saprolegniales; Saprolegniaceae.
ACCCAAUUCGAAUUCGCACAAGACAAUGGCGAUUGACUACUACCAGGUGCUCGGCGUCGCCAAGACCGCGACCGACGACGAGCUCAAGAAGGCCUACCGCAAGAUGGCGCUCAAGUGGCACCCGGACAAGAACCCGGACAACGCCGAUGCGGCGCAGAAGAAGUUUCAAGAGGUCAACGAAGCCUACGAAGUCCUCAGCGACAAGCAAAAGCGCGCAAUCUACGAUCAGUACGGCGAGGAGGGCCUGAAGGGCGGCAUGCCGCAGCCCGGCGGCAGCCCCAGCGGCGCCGGCGGCUUCUUCCCCGGCGGCAGCGCAUCGUUUGGCUCAUCAGGCGGCUUCCCCGCUGGCUUUUCGUUUCACUCGACCGACCCGACCAAAAUUUUCGAGCAGUUCUUUGGCACGUCCAACCCGCACGAGGCCGAGCACAUGGACCCGAUGUUCAUGUUUUCCAACAUGGGCAUGGGCCGCCAGGGCUCGUUUGGCGGCGGCUUUGGCAGCCCGCAACGGAAGGCCAAGCGCCCCGAGCCGCUCAAGCGCGACCUCGAGUGCACGCUCGAGCAACUCUACACGGGGUGCACCAAGAAGCUCAAGAUUACGCGCAAAAUUUACGACGACCGCACCAACGCCAUGCGUGAAGAGGAGAAGAUCCUCGAGGUCAAAGUCCAGCCGGGCUGGAAGGCCGGCACCAAGCUCACCUACGAGGGCGAAGGCGACCUCUUGCCCGGGCGGGCCGCCCAAGACAUCAUGUUUGUCAUCCAAGAAAAGGCGCACCCCAAGUUCAAGCGCGACGGCGACACGCUCAUUUACACGGCGAAGAUUUCGCUCAAGGAUGCGCUCGUCGGCAAUGGCACGCUCUCGAUCAAAACGCUCGACGGACGCAACGUCAACCUUCGCCUCGACGGCGUCGUCACGCCGACAACGCGCAAGGUGUUUGUGGGCGAAGGCAUGCCGCUCUCCAAGACGCCGCAGCGCCGCGGCGAUCUGCACGUGCAUUUCGAUAUCCAGUUUCCCACCUCGCUGAGUACGACGCAGGCCGACUUGCUUCGCCAGGCACUCUAAUCGUAUAGCUCAACAGUGCAAGGUAGUCGACUAAUAUAUAUGUAUGUAUUGACGUUGAAAGACGACGACUCGG